AUGUCCAAAAUACAUAAAUACUUCGAUCGCAAAUAUAAUGACUGGAACAUACUCGAGUUUUUAAAUGAAUGUGAUUUGGAUCCAUUCGAUAGAAAAAUAGAUGAAUAUCUUAAAAGCCUCCAAAAGAUUAAAACGGAGAAAGGAAUGAGAAAAAGAAAAGCAAAUCAACUUAUUGACAGAUACCGUGAGGCACGUAAAGAUUUUUUUAGUAUAUAUAAAAAUAGUGACGUGACAUUGGCCUCUUUGGUUCCUUGUCAUUCAAGGCUCUUUGCUGAGUUACAAACCAAUGUUAGAACUCAAAUAGCCUCUUUGAAUACUAAGCUGGAUCAGAAAAUUGCAAGAUCGUGGGAAAGAGAACGUGUACGCAAACAAGUUCACCUACACCAACUAAUAUACGGAACCGUAAAUGGGACUGUAAAUGGAACAAUAAAUGGGGAAAAAGUUGGAACUAUUAACGAACAAGAGAAUUCUCCACCUAGAAGGACACCGAGAAAGAUAAAAAAGGUUUAUGAUGAUGAAUAUGGUGAAAUCGAUAACCACGAAGAAGAUGAAGACGAGGAUGUCGAUGAAGAUGAGGAUGUCGACGAAGAUGCCGACGAGAAUGAAGGUGAGAAUGUCGAAGGAGAUGAUGACAAAGAUAAGAAGGCCAGGAAGAAAAAGAAGUUGGAGAAAAAGUUGAUUAAGGAUUUUAUUUUGAGAUUUGAGGCGAUAAGUGCAGAUGACAAGUGGAAACUUCCUUCGGGUAGAUUUGUAGAAGAUGUUUUAUUUGAUUGGGCAGUGACUCACCGUUCUGAAACACUCGCGCAUUCUUUUAUAUUGGAUACUGAAUGUCAGGAAGUUAUGGAUCUGUUUAGUUCUGAGGAAAAAGAGACAAUUUUAAAUACUAAUAAAAAGUCUUUUCCGGCCGUACAAGGUGAUAUCAAAAAAUAUGCCAUGAAAUAUUACAAGAAAAAUGUCGGCGAACUUCGACAAAUCGUCAUGGAACCAUAUUUGAAAAACGGGGAGAUCUAUAAUCCAAAGUUACACUAUGAUCUGGAGACAUUGAAGAAACAAGAAUUGGAAAAUCAGAUGGUGGUUCGUAUGCAUCAAAAAUGCGCAAAAACAAAAAAAGAAAUAGGAAAAUCCGUUAUCCGUGGCAGGAAGAUCGACAUAUUACUAAAACUUUGUAAUAGUUCAAGAGAAAUACUAGCUAGUGAGGUUGCUAGAACGGGUGAUAUUCACGAUAAAAAAUAUUUAGGAGAUAGAAUGAAACUAUUAAAACUUAUGAAAGAUAUGAUCGAUUUAAUAAUUGAAUCACUUCCGUCAACUACAAUCGAAAAUUAUGAGAGUCUAUGUACAUUUGGAAUACAACUUUUUAAAAAUAAAGGCGCUAUCUACAUUAUGGAUCGCCCUGGAGGAGUUAUUGCGCGAUUGACUAAGAAAGCACAAUUAGAAACUCCUAUAUAUAUCGAAGGCAUUUGCGAAUUAAUUUUGUCUAUAGUUACAAUGUUGGAAUUGAAGAAUGCAAUUCGAGAGAUCAUCCACAUAAUUGAAAAAAUAGAAAGCGACGAACUCGAGGCCCAAAUCUUUCAAAGAAAUAAUACUGGUGUUCGGUUACCACUUGCAGGAACUACACCAACUCCUCGGACCUCACUUGAUAAAAAAAAAAA
This is a messenger RNA of Acaulospora morrowiae, 1649 nucleotides long. The record is from the annotation of a GenBank genome assembly. NCBI's taxonomy places the organism in Eukaryota, Fungi, Glomeromycota, Glomeromycetes, Diversisporales, Acaulosporaceae.